GCGUUUCAUUGUUUCCGACAUUAAUUAGUUUCGACAGGAAAGAUAGUAAAUGUUUAUACGGCCUUUGCUUUCCGAUCCAAUCCAAUCCACUUUAUUUAUAUAGCGUAUUUUUAGCAAACACAAGGUUUCCAAAUGUGAAACACAAUAAAUGGAUAACACAAUAAAAGCAAAAUAAAAAAGAUAAGUAGACAAUAAAAUGAUAAAAUACAAUAAGAUAAAACAAAAAUAGAAUAAAAUAGAUAAAAUGCCCUGCCUGCACAAAAUGAAAUAUGCAUCUAUACACAUAAAAUCACGAAAUCAUAAAAUCAACACUCUACGUGGUGUCAAAAGCCAAAGAGAAGAGGUGGGUUUUAAGAAGAGACUUAAAAUGAGACAGUGAGGAGGCCUGUCUAAUGUGCAGCUGCAAUUCAUUCCAAAGUUUUGGAGCUACAAUGGUAAACGCUCGUUCCCCUUUGAGCUUCAGCCUAGCUCUCGGCACUGUCAGGAGCAGCUGGUCAGCUGACCUGAGAGACCGGUUGGGAGUGUAAGGGUGCAGCAGCUCAGAGAGGUAAGGUGGGGCAAGGCCAUUAAAGGCUUUAAAAGCUAAUAAAAUAAUUUGAAAAUUAAUCCUUAUAUGGACGGGCAGCCAGUGCAGUAAAGUGGUUAUUCUUCCUUUUCCUCUUAAGACAUGUUUGACUUACAGAAUAACUUAUAGCUUGUAUAUUUUAAACCCUUGUUUAAACACACUGGCGCACCCUGCUUUUUUAAUCCAAGUGUUUGUUAAUGUGACAGGAAGGAAGGUGGCAUUCUAAGUGGGAUUUUCCACGCAGUCCAACUCUGAUGACAAGGUCUGUUACAGUUCAUGUGAGGUCUACUGUAGAAUUCCUAAACUUCAUGAUACCAAAUAAAUGUUACUUGAGUAGUGACCAAGUGGUGAAAACAUCUCCUCAUGGCCAAGCAGCCUAAAAGGCUCUGACAUUUUGGUGAAAUAAUUAUAAAUAAAAUAAAAUGAAUAAUAAAAUAAUAAAUAACUACUCAUUAUACUUUAGAAUGAUAUAAUCAACCACAUUCUUAUCUCAAUUUGUGGAAUAGAUCAUAUAAUGGAAGAGAAAAUGCUAAGAUAGAGCAUGCAGUAAACACACACACACAAACACACACACACACACACACACACACACACACACACACACACACACACACACAUUGUAUAGUUGUAUAGGUAAACCCUGAAAUGAACCACAGGAUAAACAAGUCUUGACUUGAUGAGCGUAAUUCCAGUCAAUGUAAUCUUCCCACACACCAGUUUAUGGGAAACUACACACACUGACUCACACAAACAUAAGAGGGUCCCUCCUCCUGAGCGUGUGUGUGUGGGUGGAGUAAAACUCCUGUGGGAAGACUUGAGCCCCACAUGCCUCAAAUUCCCUCCACUCUUGUUUUCAGCCAUACCAGGGCAGAGGCUCUUCUGUUUCCCAGCCAUGCCUGCGCUGUGGAGAUUCAUGCUGUUUUGGAUUUGUGUCUGCAUCUGGCUUCCAGCUCAGGGAGCUCUGGUCGUUUCACGCAAAGGUGCUCUGACGCAGGAGACCAAAGAAGCGAUGGGCCCAAGGUCAAUUAAGAAAAGGAGCACAAACUCUGCAAACAUGAUGGAGGUGUACAGUGUGAAAGUGGACUGCACUGUGACGUCUCGUUUCGCCCACACCGUCAUGACCUCCAAGGCUCGGAACAAAGCAAACGUUUCCCAGGAAAUCUUCUUCGAAGUUGAGCUGCCUAAGACCGCCUUCAUCGCCAACUUCAGCAUGGAAAUUGAAGGACAGGUGUAUGUUGGGGAGGUGAAGGGGAAGGAGAAAGCAAAGAAACAGUAUGAGAAGGCUGUUUCCUCUGGACAGACUGCUGGACUGGUCAAGGCUUCAGGAAGAAACAUGGAGACGUUUUCUGUGUCUGUCAACAUCGCAGCCAAAAGUAACGUGUCAUUCAUUCUGACCUACGAGGAGCUCCUUCAGAGGAAACUGGGCCAGUAUGAGAUUCUGACUCGAGUUAAACCCAAACAACCGGUGCAGGAGUUUCAGAUUGUUGUAAACAUCUUUGAGCCCCAGGGCAUUGAUUUUGUUGAGGCCACUGCUACAUUCCUCUCCAAUGAGCUGCUCCCCCUGGUGGAGAAAACCGUCACAGACACAAAGGCACACAUCUCUUUCUCCCCAACACUGGAGCAGCAGAGGAAAUGUCCAGGAUGUGAAGGCAACAUAAUUGAUGGAGAUUUCAUCAUCAAGUACGAUGUGAAACGAGCAAAGGACCUAGGGGCAGUUCAGAUUGUAAAUGGAUACUUUGUGCACUUCUUCGCGCCCCCUGACCUGGCCAGAGUCCCAAAAAAUGUGGUGUUUGUGAUUGACAGGAGUGGAUCGAUGAGUGGAAGAAAGAUUGAUCAGACCCGGGAUGCCAUGGUCGCCAUUCUGGAAGACCUCCAUGAAGAGGACAACUUUGCUUUGAUCCUUUUUGAUAGUUCAAUUGUCACCUGGAGGGACUUUCUUACCAAAGCAACAAAGGGAAAUGUGACUAACGCUAUUACCUACAUCAAGAAACUAAAAGACAGAGGAUCCACCAAUAUUAAUGAUGCUGUACUGAAGGCAGUGGAAAUGCUAAAGAGAGAAAGAGGAAAGAAGAACCUUCCAGAGAGGAGUACAGAUAUGAUUAUUUUACUGACUGAUGGGAUGCCAAAUGUUGGGGAGUCCAACACCCCAAAGCUUCAGGAGAAUGUGCGCUCUGCUAUCGGGGGGAACAUGUCACUGUUCUGUCUUGGAUUUGGAAAUGAUGUGGUAUUCUCCUUCUUGGAUGUGAUGGCCAAAGAAAACAAUGGACUUGCCCGUAGAAUUUUUGAGGGUUCAGAUGCAGCCAUUCAACUUCAGGGUUUCUACGAGGAGGUGUCCAGUCCUCUGCUCUUGGAGGUGGACCUUCGUUAUCCUGACAGUGCAGUGGGCUUCUUGACCAAAAACCACUACAGCCAGUUGUUUAACGGCACAGAGAUCGUGGUGGCUGGUCGGCUUAAAGACAAUAACCUGGACAACUUCUUAGUGGAAGUGUUUGCUCAAGGGCCUAAAGAGGACUUCCUGGUGCAGGGACAGGCCAGCGUCUUAGACUUGGAUGUGAUCUACCCAGAACAAGAGUACAUCUUUCGGAAUUUCUCAGAGCGUCUUUGGGCCUACCUCACCAUCCAACAGCUACUGGAGAAAAGUGAGAUUGGCUCUCAGCAGGAGAAAGAAAAUGCAAAAGCCAAGGCCCUGGACAUGUCCCUGCAAUACAGCUUUGUCACCCCUCUCACCUCCAUGGUAGUCACCAAGCCUGAAACUGAGGAUGGACCAGACAGCCCUCUCAUCGCUGAUAAGCUGACUGAGGCCCAGCGACAGGAAGCAGAGAGAAACGGGGGUUUAAGCAGUUCUCAAGGUAGCAGUUCUCGGGGUAGCAGUUCUCGAGGUAGCAGUUCUCGAGGUAGCAGUUCUCGAGGUAGCAGUUCUCGAGGUAGCAGUUCUCGAGGUAGCAGUUCUCGAGGUAGCAGUUCUCGAGGUAGCAGUUCUCGAGGUGGCAGCUCAGAUGCGGACGGAGAUCCUCAUUUCAUGAUAGAGCUGCCAGACAAAGACGACGCUCUGUGCUUCGACAUCAAUGACAAACCAGGAACCAUUUUCAACCUGGUUAAAGACCCAAAAUCAGGCUUUGUGGUGAAUGGCCAAAUUAUUGGCAAGAAGAAAGUUAAGGAGGAUGGUAACUUCAAGACCUACUUUGGCCGUUUUGGUAUCGUCCACAAGAAGCUGGGGGUGCAGCUGGAUGUGAGCACUCAGCAUAUCUCAGUUUUCUAUAAUGGAAAGCAGGUCAAGCUCCUGUGGUCUGAUACAGCCUCUAUCAAAGAAACAGAUAUGGACCUCAGGCUGAGUAAGAACAGCAGCCUGACGGUGACACUGAGGCACUCAGUUAAAUUUAUGGUCAUUAGACACACAAAGGUUUGGAAGAGACGCCACGACCAACAGGACUACCUGGGUUUCUACACCCUGGACAGCCACCACUUGUCUGCUUCGGUUCAUGGACUGCUAGGUCAGUUCUAUCAUGGGGUUGGGUUUGAGGUGACAGACCUGCGUCCAGAUGAGGUCCAAGAGAAGUUAGAUGCCACCAUGUACGUGAAGGGACACACAAUCAACGUGACCAGACACUGGCAGAAGGACUUCAGCAGGGACGUGAAGAAUGGGGAAAAUAUUCCCUGCUGGUUUAUUAACGAAGAUGGAGCAGGCCUCAUUGAUGGAAGAGCCUUAGACUACAUUGUGUCAGGGCUUUUCAAGGCUACUUUUUGAAUCUUGAAAUAUCAAAAUCUAAGUGGCAGGCAAUGCACCGGGGCCACAUUAUUAUGGUGACAGAUAGCAGAUUAUAGUGAGUCACAGUCUUCGUUCAUAUGUUACAAACAGCAUAAUUACAGUUUGAGCACUACAUAUCUUGUCUUUGUGCUGUAUUCAGUUGAAUGUCUCAGAGGAUUUUUGCAAAAUGAUUUUCAAAUCACUUCAUUUUGUUUUUGUUACGUUAUCCCAGUAUCAAAACUUUUUUGGAACCUGGGUUGUAAAUCUGCAGUCUUCACAUACCUAAUUAAUGUAUCUACACUUCUUUGCAAUCAACAAAAUAU
Messenger RNA from Centropristis striata (black sea bass), 4633 nucleotides. Its product is annotated as inter-alpha-trypsin inhibitor heavy chain H3-like. Gene Ontology annotation, molecular function: serine-type endopeptidase inhibitor activity. The coding region runs from base 1242 to 4310 and encodes 1022 amino acids. NCBI's taxonomy places the organism in Eukaryota, Metazoa, Chordata, Actinopteri, Perciformes, Serranidae. The transcript is spliced from 21 exons. The record is from RefSeq and is a predicted model, not a curated record. Gene Ontology annotation, biological process: hyaluronan metabolic process.